This is a messenger RNA of Spizellomyces punctatus DAOM BR117, 879 nucleotides long. RefSeq lists its product as uncharacterized. The transcript is spliced from 2 exons. Gene Ontology annotation, cellular component: Golgi to plasma membrane transport vesicle; cell tip. Bases 72 to 767 code for a protein of 231 amino acids. Lineage: Eukaryota; Fungi; Chytridiomycota; Chytridiomycetes; Spizellomycetales; Spizellomycetaceae. The record is from RefSeq and is a predicted model, not a curated record. Gene Ontology annotation, molecular function: guanyl-nucleotide exchange factor activity. Gene Ontology annotation, biological process: exocytosis.
CGGCGUUCCCGAAAUGAAUCUGAUACUUUCUUGUCACCAUACUCUGAUAGAUACAGGCUAACACCGUCUUAAUGUUUGAGCACGAAGAAGACCAGUACAUCUCUCAUCGCCUGCCCGCAUCCAGAGGAUUCGAAGAUGAACACUCCCACCAAAGCAAGGGCGAUGGACGUAGAAAGCGAGAACACACGCAUGGAUGGAACUGGCCCCUGAAUAAGUUGUGGACGGGAUGGACGAGCGGCAGUAACCAAUGCGCGUCGUGUACCGCUAAUGAAGCCGAAAAGAAGGAGAUCAUGGAUGAUAUGGAGCGGAUGAAAGCAGAAAAUGCUCGUCUGCGGUGGGAGCUACGGGAACGGGAGGACCUGUGCAAAGCACUGGCCACAAAUCACGAACGGCUGCAGCUAGAAAAGGAAGACCUCCUGGCGGAACUUGAACAACUCUCACAGAGCCUUUUUGAAGAGGCGAAUCGGAUGGUAGCAGAGGAGCGGAUGCGAUCCAAUAAGCUAGAACAGAAAAAUGCCGAGCUUUCUCGUACUCUUGACCGGACACUUACGGUCAUCAAUUCGACAGCAUCUUCCGCACAGCAAAAACGCAACUCCAUCAGUAGCAGUGGCACGCUACCAUGGGCGACGACGUUGAAGGGUUCACUAAGAGGACACAGCGCGCUUCAAAAAGAAUUGAGCAGUAGCAGUACCUUGAAUCUAAACACAAAUCCAACUAGGACACCACUGCCUUUAGAGGGAAUCAGGCAGGUGUCAUCAGAAAUAUAAAUUACAUACGUGUUGAAAUGAUCACGAAAGCAGAUAAUGAGUGCAAGACAUAUAAGCCAAUGAACAUCAUGCAGUCUUUAUCAUCCUUCCAUCUGAAAGUGAAAUAUAUCGC